AUGUCCCUUCAACGUACGACUUUAUGCACACCCACUGCUACAUUUAUAUGCCAAUACAUUUCUAUGGUUCAGCACAAAACCCAUGGUAUUGAAAAACCAAAACCAGAUCCAAACUUGUUUGUGGAGGAUGGUAUUUUUGGAAAGUACAAAGCAGUGUUGCAAAGUGACUUCCGGGUUGUCAAGAUGAAGGGCAUGUUGAAACCUUACAAGGAGGCUGCGGUUCUCAAGACAUUAAAAAGACAAACUCUCAAGUAUAUCAAGACAAGCAACAGCAUCAAGUUGAUAUUUCCUGACUAUUCCUACUGUCUUUGUUCACCAGAUUUCUCCAACCUCAGAUUUGUCCACUACCAAAGUGCCAAUAGCCCCAUCACCCCCUCCGAAGCGUUUUCAAUCCCUUCAUUUGGCAAGAACCUUACCCAUAUUGAAGACGGAGCUCAUUUGUUCAUGGAUCUACCACCCCAGUUGUCUCCAAUUCCAGAGUUUUAUAUGUCCACUUCACAAACGGCCUCCAGCCAGCAAGACGUUAUGGACAUUGACUUUGCUUCAGACGAGUACAGUCUGUCCACAGAAAGUGAUUCAGACUUUGUUCAAGACGUUUCCAAAUCAGUCGGAAAGUUGGCAUUGUACAAGGCUUGAACAUCGCAUACAGACUCAAAUACAAUAUAUCUGGAACAAUACACGUUGCUAUCUCUUCAU
This is a messenger RNA of Yamadazyma tenuis ATCC 10573, 696 nucleotides long. RefSeq lists its product as uncharacterized. NCBI's taxonomy places the organism in Eukaryota, Fungi, Ascomycota, Pichiomycetes, Serinales, Debaryomycetaceae. The record is from RefSeq and is a predicted model, not a curated record.